AUGGCCACCAACUCAGAGGCAAAUGCCCUGGGCUACAACCUCCAGGUGGACUAUGUGGUUUGUUAUAGUUUUGCCAAUGUCGGCCGAUCGCAAGCUGUGCAACAGCUAGAAAAGCUCCUUCGGGCGCUCUCUGAUGCUGGUUUGCAGACGGAGAUCCGCCAAGGCGAUGAAUCAUCCUUGCUGAUAUUCGUGCGCGCCUCCAAGAAGCGACUGAGGAGGGCUGUCUACCGGUCGCGAGUCCGCGAUUGGCUCUAUGGCAUUCGUAAUGCCGAGCCCGAACCGGCCAGUGCGAUCGAACCCCAAACCGAAGCCGAGCGACUUCGCGUGAUAAGCCAGAUGAUUACUCUUCCCACCGAGGAAGGGGGCGCUGGAAUUACUCCCAGCCAUGGCGAAUGGGAGAAGGUGACCGCUGUUUUCCCUCUACACGACAUCGAAACAAACAAAAAGUGGAUGAAGGAAUGGAGCAAAAAGACCUUCCUUUCUGAUGAUGAUCUUGAUCAAAUCCGCAACAAGUUCGGAGAAAGCGUCGGCUUCUACUUCUCCUUCUUGCAAUCCUACUUCCGGUUUCUCGCCUUCCCCGCCAUCUUCGGCUUCUCAUGCUGGUUUUUCCUGGGUGGUUAUUCAAUUGUCUACACCAUCGUCAACAGCCUGUGGUGCAUUAUAUUCGUGGAGUACUGGAAGCGUCAAGAACAGGAUUUGAGCUGCCGAUGGCAGACCAAGGGUGUUUCAGCGGUGCGGACUAACCGACGUGAGUUCAAGCCCGAAAAGGAGGUACGCGACGAUAGCACCGGUGAAAUGCGAGGUGUCUUCUCUGCAACGAAACGCAUGCAGCGGCAAUUACUCCAGAUUCCAUUUGCUCUACUUGCCGCAAUCGCUCUUGGUGUUAUCAUCGCGACUUGCUUUGCGAUUGAGAUCUUUAUCUCGGAACUGUAUAGUGGCCCGUUGAAAACGUACCUGAUCUUUAUUCCUACCAUCCUGGUGUCGGCCCUUGUCCCUACCAUGAGUGCAGUUUUGAUGUCCAUCGCCACCAAGCUUAAUGAUUACGAGAACCAUGAGACCAACGACGGUUACGAUGCGGCACUCACCCAGAAAGUCUUCGUCAUAAAUUUCAUCACUUCCUACCUCCCGGUCUUCUUGACAGCCUUCGUCUACGUUCCCUUUGCUAGUCGCAUUGUGCCCUACCUUGACGUUUUCCGUCUGACUGUCCGCCCGUUCGUGUCCAAAGAACACGCAUCUGCAAAACGGUCGCACUUCCAAAUUGAUCCCGCCCGUCUCAGGAAUCAGGUUAUCUACUUCACCGUUACUGCGCAGAUCGUUGGGUUCGCUAUGGAAAACAUUGUGCCAUAUGUCAAGCAGGGUGCAUUCCGAAAAUACAAAGCCUUCAACAAGAAGCGCAACGGUAGACCGGGCCAGAAUGGCGACAAGGAGUCUCCCGAAAGAAAGCCGAUUAUUGCCUACGAUGAUCCGAUCGAAGAAAAGGAGUUCCUAGCUCGCGUUCGGAACGAGGUUGAGUUAUCUGAGUACGAAGUCACGGAUGACUUGCGUGAGAUGUGUAUUCAGUUUGGAUACUUGGCACUAUUCUCGCCCGUCUGGCCUUUGGUCCCGGUGUCCUUCUUUGUCAACAACUGGGUUGAGCUGCGCUCCGACUUUUUCAAGAUCUGCAUGGAAUUCCGCCGCCCAACACCACUGCGAGCAGAUACCAUCGGCCCUUGGCUGGAUACUCUGGGCUUCCUAUCAUGGGUUGGCAGCAUUACGAGUGCAUCAUUGAUAUACAUGUUUAGUGGCAACUCGCAGCAUGGACCUAAUGGCGAGCCAACCGACAUUGCGGGCUGGGCGCUUUUACUCACCAUCUUUUUCUCGGAGCAUCUGUACCUUCUCCUCCGAUAUGCCGUCGAAACCGCUAUGGCCAGGCUAGAGCCUCCAUUCUCACGCAAGGAACGAGCUGAGCGAUAUCUGGUGCGCAAGAGAUACUUGGACUCGACGCUCCGUGCUGAUGCGGAGGAUGACCAUGAUGAAGGCGAUACUGUAACUAUCUCAGGUCCUCCCGGGAUCUCGCGUCACAGUCUUGAAGACGAUGCUCGCCGGUCAUCUUCGCAUGACACCGACCCCGCCGAGCGAUUCUGGAUGCGUCAGCGAGGCUGGGAGGAGUCUGUUCAGAUCGGGGCGGGAAUCAUUGAAGGCCAGCCUGAUGAUGGAGAUGGAAAGAAAGAACAGUAA
Molecule: messenger RNA, 2217 nt
Organism: Penicillium waksmanii
Lineage: Eukaryota; Fungi; Ascomycota; Eurotiomycetes; Eurotiales; Aspergillaceae
Product: anoctamin family protein
Exons: 5
Coding region: 1-2217 (738 amino acids)
Biological process (GO): chloride transmembrane transport
Cellular component (GO): cortical endoplasmic reticulum
Molecular function (GO): chloride channel activity
Source: RefSeq, a predicted model, not a curated record